CGCAUUUUUCGUUGGUGGCGUGGUUCCGAUAUUCCGACUCUAUUGAAACUAUACACAAUUUCCACCUCAAUUGAAAGGAAAGAGAUUCUGAGCCAAAAAUCUGGUUAACUCUGCGGAAAAUGGAUACGUGCUUCUUUUGUGGCGCCGUGGACGUAGAGGAAGACGCCAGCGUCAGCUAUGAGAAACUUUCUGCGAAAGUGCCGUCGUCACAGAAGACAAUUUCGGUGGUGCUGAACCAUCUUGCCAACUGCAUAAACACAAGUCUCAAAUUGCCAGUAAACUCAAAACUUUGCCCCCGGUGUUUCAACGAGCUGGCUGAUUACGAUACCAUAAUGGUUAACUUAAUGACCACACAGAAGCGUCUGACGAACCAGUUGAAGACAGCACUAAAGUCAGAGUUUGAAAGUCCUGAGCCCUCGGAGGAUUUGGUGGUGGAAGAAGCGCCACUGGAGGAUGCCGACAACGACGCCGAUGCUGUGGCCGACGCAUUGUUUGUGGAACUUGUGAAGGACCAAGAAGAUUCUGAUGCAGAGAUUAAGCAGGAGUACGACGAUGACGAGGAGGAGGAGGAAUUCGUUUGCGAAGUCGACGUGGGGGAGUCGGAGGGUGGCAUGCAUGAAAGAUCCGAGCUGGAUGAUAAGCCACCCAAGAAACGCACCAAGCAGGAGUGCAGCCACUGUGGAAAAGUUUACAAUUCGUGGUACCAAAUGCAAAAGCACAUCAAUGAAGACCACUCGACAACGCAGAAUCACAUCUGUCCCAUAUGUGGUGUCAUACGCCGAGAUGAGGAAUAUCUGGAGUUGCAUAUGAACUUGCAUGAGGGCAAGACCGAGAAGCAAUGUCGCUAUUGCCCGAAGAGCUUCUCCAGGCCCGUCAACACUCUGAGGCACAUGCGCAUGCACUGGGACAAGAAGAAAUAUCAGUGUGAGAAGUGCGGACUGCGCUUCUCCCAGGACAACUUGCUCUACAACCAUCGUCUCCGCCACGAAGCCGAGGAAAAUCCCAUAAUCUGCAGCAUUUGCAAUGUGUCCUUCAAGUCGCGCAAGACAUUCAACCACCACACGCUUAUACACAAAGAAAACAGACCCCGUCACUACUGCUCUGUUUGCCCCAAGUCGUUCACUGAACGCUAUACCCUCAAAAUGCACAUGAAGACCCACGAAGGCGAUGUUGUCUAUGGGGUCAGAGAGGACGCUCCGUCAGACGACCAGCAAGUGGUGGAGGAGCUUCAUGUGGAUGUGGACGAAUCGGAGCAGGCUGUGACUGUCAUCAUGUCGGACAAUGACGAAAACAGUGGAUUCUGUUUGAUCUGCAACACCAACUUUGAAAACAAAAAGGAGCUCGAGCACCACUUACAAUUUGAUCACGAUGUCGUCCUAAAAUAGACUAAUUUGUACUUUACUUUAGUAAUAUUCCCUUUCAUGUGUAAUUCUUCAUAUAAUUAACUGAUAACGAAAUAUAUAAACGUUUUUGAAGCGGCAAAGAGAGGUGGUUCCUAUUCAUAGGGCCGGCCGGUAAGAUUAGUUUUAGUCUAGACUCUGUGGCACAUAUUAAAGGAAUAAAAACUUUUGAUUUUCA
Molecule: messenger RNA, 1578 nt
Organism: Drosophila obscura
Lineage: Eukaryota; Metazoa; Arthropoda; Insecta; Diptera; Drosophilidae
Product: serendipity locus protein delta
Exons: 1
Coding region: 120-1385 (421 amino acids)
Cellular component (GO): nucleus
Source: RefSeq, a predicted model, not a curated record